AUGGCCAAGGGUUGGCAGAUCGAUCGGGUGUCAAGGAUGGUUUCGUCCGAGUCCGGGGAUCAAUCAUGUCGACACGCGGGGACGGCGGUGGACCACGGGCCGCAGCGCUACGGCCCGAAGGGGCGACGCAGCGGCGGCGGGCAGGUCGGGGCAACGACAGGGAAGACCUCAGAUCCGGUCGUCGAAGCACCCCCUUCUCCGGCGUCGGGCGACGAGAUGCCCGACAAGUUCGUCGAUGCAAACAGAGCUCUCAAAAAUGGGAAGGGGUUCCUGGCCACGAACGUGGGAAUGGAUGGUUCUUUGAUAAAAUCAGAUGCUGACGUAGCCGCACCAAGGAGCAAGUUAAGUUGCAACUUCAGCAGUUAUCGCACGAACAUGUGUGCCAUGCAAGGUGACGUCCGUCUGCACGGCAAAACCGCCACUGUCUACGUGGUCUCAGCGUCCGAUGACAACCGGCCAGACAAUGGGACGGUCGUGAUCCGCCCGUACCCGCGCAAAUGGGAGACACCGACGAUGCAGCUGGUCCGUGGGGUGACCAUCCGUUGGAGAGCCCCACCGGGACCGGGUGCGCCACGGUGCACGGUGACCUACGACAUCCCAGCGGUUGUCUUCUCCACCGGUGGCUACGGCGUCAACAUCUUCCACGCCAUUACCGACAUCAUCAUGCCUCUCUACAACACAGCGCGGGAGUACGAUGGCCGCGUCCGGCUCGUGGCCACUAACUACGACCGCAAAUGGAUCACCAAGUACCGUCACGCCCUCUCCAUGCUCUCCAUCUACCCGAUCAUCGACUUCGACACCGACAACGAGGUGCGCUGCUUCCCGUCGGUGCAUGUCGGAACGGAGAGCCAUAAGGAGCUAGGGAUUGACUCGGCUCUCUCCGGCAAGGGCUACACAAUGCUGGGCUUCCGGGGCCUGCUCCGGUCGGCUUACUCUCUGAAGCGUGAGUGGGUGACCCCCAAAAACGGUGUCAGACCUCGUCUCGUGAUGGUGCUGCGAAGGAACUCGAGGGCGCUGACGAACGAGGCGGAAGUUCUGGCAGCUGGCACCGAGGUUGGCUUCGAGGUGGUAGCUGCGGGGCCGGAGGUGGUGCGCGACCUGGCCAAGUUCGCACAGACGGUGAACUCGUGUGACGUGUUGGUGGGCGUGCACGGUGCGGGGCUCAGCAACAUGGUGUUCCUCCCGCACAACGACACGGUGGUGCAGAUCGUCCCUUGGGGCGAGAUGAAGUGGCCGGCCUGGACCUCCUACGGCGAGCCGGUGGCUCCCAUGGGGCUUCGGUACGUCGAGCAGGAGACCACCGCCGAGGAGACCACGCUCAAGUACGUGUACCCGAGGAACCACACCGUCUUCACCGAUCCCGUCUCCCUACACAAACAGGGAUUCAACAUGUUGUGGGAGACCUUCCUCAAUGGGCAGAACGUCACCCUCGACGUCGACCGCUUCAGAGGGGUCCUGCAACAGAUCUACCGGUCCGUUACCAUCACAUAA
Messenger RNA from Aegilops tauschii subsp. strangulata, 1491 nucleotides. RefSeq names its product alpha-1,3-arabinosyltransferase XAT3-like. The record is from RefSeq and is a predicted model, not a curated record. Gene Ontology annotation, molecular function: glycosyltransferase activity. Lineage: Eukaryota; Viridiplantae; Streptophyta; Magnoliopsida; Poales; Poaceae.